Molecule: messenger RNA, 2109 nt
Organism: Aspergillus nidulans FGSC A4
Lineage: Eukaryota; Fungi; Ascomycota; Eurotiomycetes; Eurotiales; Aspergillaceae
Product: ARMH3 family protein
Exons: 8
Coding region: 157-2109 (650 amino acids)
Cellular component (GO): membrane
Source: RefSeq, a predicted model, not a curated record
CCAUGUCACAUGUGGCCGCUCUGAGGAAUUACACGGUUGUUGAGACAGCUCGAAUUGAGCUGGAUGGAGUCAAAGACGAGAUAGCUUCCUCAGUAUUCAUUGUCAUCGCUCCUCAUCAUUCAUCAUCGCCAUUUCGUGCAAUGCUGGCUGCGGACGAUGUCUACCAUCAUGGAAUCCCCCUUAACGCAGCAAAGUAGACCCGAAACCUUUAAGCCCAAAGUUAGUUCAGAUUACGCUGAACCCUCGGAGGGGUUUUGGAGGGAAUUCUUCCUGCUGCCGCCUGAUCGGGCCCAACUGAAUGCCAUCCUGGAAGCUCUUAGUCCAGAUGAGACACUCAGCCUUCAGUCACAAACUCAGCAGCUCUUUGCUCGUGGAAUCCGGGAGGCUGCCUCCGGAUCCAGCCCGGUGAACUCUUAUGCUCUGCAGAAGUACACCAACCCUAGCUCCGACAUCAUUACUGUUCUGGCAGGUCUCGACAAAGUUGACCAGGUCAUAUCCAAUUUCGUUGCCGUCUUGGACAGCAUCAUCCGCAGCGGUAGCAACAAUGAUAUUCGAUUCAUGGCCAUUAGGACAGCUAUUGCUAUGACGAGUGGAGCCUAUAAGACGAGCCUAGUAUCGUACUUUACACAUCGGGAUCUAUUCCCUUCAAUUAUGAAACUUGUGCAUGAGUCGGAGUCACCGAUGCAAGUCUUCGAGCCUUUCUUACUACUGGGACUGCUUGCCAACUACAACAAAUUUGAGUUCCAGAACCCAUAUCAACUGCGGCUCGAUGAUUUUGUAAAUGAAACAAGCAUCCAAAAGAUCAUUAAAGGCGUGGGUCUCUCAUGUGGUGCUUUAAGGAACGGCUAUGUGGCGGUACAGGACGAUUUCCCUGAGGGCUGGACCCUGAUGGGAACAUUGAUGUAUUUUGGACUGGGUGUGCUGGCACCAGGCAGAAAAGAGAAGCCUACUCCUCCUUCGCCGGAGGAGGCAAAAGAGAUGUUUGCGGCUUUACCCGCGCAACAAGCAGCCAUCUUGCUAGCAACCUAUGACUUCACCAACGCGAAUAAGCUUUUUGGCUACCAUCUAAUCAAUUCCCCUUCUGAUAAAGACACUGAGGAGUCACCCUUCUCAAGCUUCCUCUCCCUGACCUCCUAUCUCUUGCAUCACGCCUAUCGCUCCACGCGCGUUAGGCACUACGCAGAGCUUAGCCUUUUUGUUCUUCGAAUUCUCUCAGAGGACUCAACUUCGUGCAAGUUGCUCUGUAGCGAAGAAAGCAAGCGAAAAGUCCGUCUCUGUCGCCAAAGGCAGCCCUAUCUUCCCCUUGUGGCAGGAGACAGAGUGCUCGCGACAGUUAUCUUCGACAUUACAAUCGAUGCCAUUUCGCACAAUCUUCGACGUCGUCUCGAUGUCCAAAUAUACAGCCACACAAUUGCCAUCCUUCUCCGGGUUCUCACCUACCUUUCCAUGAACAGGAUUCGCCUCUCCUACCACUGGUCCGAGCUCUGGCGCACUCUGCUCUCCCUCAUGCGCUUCCUAACAACAUACGUCUCCGAUCUAACCACAAGCCCACAUAUAUCAACCCUAACAACAUCAUUAGUCGACCUUAUCGCAUUCUGCGUCUCUUCAGGUGACACCUUCCUCCCCGACCCAGCCUCCUACGACGACCUCUUCUACAAACUCGUCGAAACGGGUCCCAUUAUCGCCAAAUUUCGCGAUGUUUACAAUCUCAAGCCCACCUCGUCCUCCAACACCCCUUCGUCCCUUUCUAAAUCCGCCGAUGCAAACAAGGAUAUCCACGUUGCGGCCGUCGAAACACUCAUCUCCGUUUCCACACAUUUCUAUACGCUCUUGUUCAAUCCAGGCACGACCAGCGCUGAUGCAGACAAAGCCGCCACUAAGGCCAACGGUGAUCAAAGUCAGAACCCAACACCGAUUCCGGCGGCUCAAAAAAAGAAUAUGAGUCCGCGUGAGGUCCACCGUAUUAUUAAACAGGGGUAUGAUACGUUGAGUAUUCAGCCUCCUGAAGGCUUGAGCGCGUGGACAAGAUACCGCGAGACGGAUUGGAAGCCGGACUUGAAGCGGGCGGCACGGUGCGCGGUGGAUGAUGCUACGCAGCUGGUGGCGUAG